Harmonia axyridis is the source of this 6110-nucleotide messenger RNA. Its product is annotated as collagen alpha-2(XI) chain-like. The transcript has 26 exons. The coding region runs from base 401 to 5575 and encodes 1724 amino acids. NCBI's taxonomy places the organism in Eukaryota, Metazoa, Arthropoda, Insecta, Coleoptera, Coccinellidae. Gene Ontology annotation, molecular function: extracellular matrix structural constituent. The record is from RefSeq and is a predicted model, not a curated record.
UUGAAACUGAACAAAAAUGGAUGGUUCAAGCGAAUUUUAUCUGGAAAUUCAGAAUACUCCACCUGAAAUUAUUGAUUAUACUCAUAAAAUAACCAAAAGUUCAAUACGUCAGAAGACAGAAAUCUAAGGAUAUUAUUAUAUGAAGAAUAUAAUACUCAUUUUUUUUGGCACGAUAGAAGCAAAGAAGACAUGUUUCUGGUAUAUUUUCCUGAUUUAUCAAUGAAAUGGAAGGAUAGGAAUUAAAAAUUCAAUGCGACAUCAGAUGAGCAUAGCAAAUACUUUGAUCUCUUCAAUAAUCAAUAAAUAAUGCUUUAAUGGAUUGUAAUGGCUUUAACGCUGUAUUGAACUAGUUCUCAACCACAUUUUCCAGUCAUGUUGCUGACCUAAAUGUGAAGUUACGAUGAUAUGGCUCCAAGAUGGAUGGUUCAUUUUCACGUCAAUUCUGCUCCUCGUAACCCAAAACGCCCACGCAGAUAACGAUAUAGUGGACCUCUUAGAAAAAGCUGACCUAUCACCUUCGCCACCUGGCGUUACAAGAACCUCGGGAAGAUGCUACAACGAAACUGUUACAGCAGCUCCUCUGAACAGAUCUUACCGCUUCGAUGGCAAUUCUGAAGUUAUCCUAGGCGCCAAUGAUACUUUUCCAGGUGGAUUCCCUCAAAAUUUUUCGAUUUUGAUAUCUGCAAAAUUGGAUGAAGGCCAAACCACCUCCGUUUUCACCCUUUACUCCGAUGAGGGUGAAGAAGUCCUCUCAGUCAUCUUGGGUAGAGAAAUAACCCUUUUCUACGAUGACGAUACGGGUCCAGACGAUGGGAACAUGAUUAGCUUCGAUGGAAAUACCGAUGAUGGAGAAUGGCAUCGUCUAGCCUUCAGUGUGAAAGGAGACUCUGUAACAAUGAUACACAACUGUGAGAUAUCUUCAACAAGACCAAUCGUAAGAUCAACAUCCUCAACGUUGGCUACAUCUGGGAUUAUCACGAUUGCUCAUGAACUUGCUGAAGAUAAUCAUUUCAAGGGCGAGAUCGAACUCCUGAAGAUAGCUCCAGUGCCUGACGAAGCCUACGAUAUAUGUAAGACACACGCACCUGAUUGCUCCUCGGGGAUCUACAGCAAUUUCGCCAUUCCCUCUCAGGCUUCUUCCUCCUCGGAAGACUCCUCGAACUUCGGAUACAACUUGUCUGCCAACGGAGGGGCGGGGAACGAGACGCAAGGGGAAGGCGAUGAGUUUGAAGUCACCCCAUCCAUUGACAUUUUUCCAACUCAUUCAGCACCUUCCGUAGUUUAUAUACCAGAAAUUUCAGCACCUACACCUUUUUAUUAUGACUAUGAAGAAGGAGAAGUAGACACAACUAUCAGAACCAGCACUCUAUCCAUCUACCCUACGAAUAGCCCAGAGACGACUACCAUUGAAAACGUAGAGACAACAACUGUAACUAAUGAAGGCAAUUCGACUGAACCUAAGACCACAACGGAUUAUUAUCAUGGCUACUACGAUCACUAUUACCCCAAUUACUACGGUGCUAUCGGACCUAAAGGAGACCCUGGACGAGACGGUAUGCCUGGUACGCCUGGGGUACAAGGUCCUCCAGGACAUAUAUUCAUGAUUCCUAUAAACGCUCAAGGCAACGAAAAGGGUCCAGACUCGCAGGCAGAAACUUUCAGGCACAUGCUUGCACAGCAUAUGAUGUCCAUGCGAGGAUCUGAAGGACCAGUUGGUCUAACUGGAGUUCCAGGUUUACAAGGACCACCUGGACCAGAAGGUGUCAAAGGAGAACCUGGGGAAGUUGGAGAAAUGGGACCUCGUGGUAUUCAAGGCCCUCUAGGCCCACCAGGAAGAGAAGGUCGCAGAGGUCGUCCUGGUAGAGACGGAGAAAGGGGUCUUGCCGGUCCUCCAGGCGACAAAGGAGAACAAGGUUCGCCUGGACUACCAGGUCUUCCGGGUGAAAAAGGUGACAGGGGAGAAACCGGAGCCGUAGGUCAACCUGGACUUCCUGGACACGACGGCCAACAGGGCGAGGAAGGACCUCCAGGUCUACCCGGACUUUCGGGAGAAAUGGGACCUAGAGGAUUUUCAGGACCUAGGGGUAUUCCCGGUUUGCCUGGCCCUCCAGGUAUUCCGGGUAACGAAGGACCUCCAGGACUGAAGGGUAACGCAGGUGCUCCGGGUCAAUCAGGAUCCCCUGGACAAUCUGGACCUCCUGGACCCGUAGGCUCUCCAGGACCUCAAGGUUCCUUAGGACCCCCUGGAGUAAUUGGACCACCAGGAAAACCGGGUUUUCCUGGUAUACCCGGAAUAGAUGGCCCACCAGGUCCUACAGGUAAACCAGGAUCCCCAGGAAGCAAAGGCGAUACAGGACCCCAAGGCUUUCCAGGACAAAUUGGUUUUCCAGGAGCGAGAGGUUUCAAGGGUGAUGUAGGUUUGCGAGGAUCUCCCGGAGAGAAGGGUGAGAAGGGAGAUAGAGGUUUCGAAGGUGAAAAGGGGGAACCUGGGCCUAAAGGAAAUUUGGGAGCAUCUGGACCUCCAGGUAUUCCUGGAUUGGAAGGUGUGGAAGGACCAAAGGGAAGUGAUGGACCACGUGGUGAAGCUGGAACUAUGGGUCUUCCUGGAGAGAAAGGAAACAUGGGACUCCCUGGAUUUCCUGGUUACUCUGGAGCUACCGGAGAGAAGGGAGACAAAGGUUCAACGGGAAGAGCAGGACCUGCUGGUGAGAAGGGAGAUAGGGGACUAACCGGUGCAGCAGGAGAAAGGGGAGAAACAGGACCAAGAGGCUUCAGAGGUCAAAGGGGCAGAAGAGGUUUGUACGGCCAGCCAGGAUCUAAGGGAGACACCGGCCAACCUGGAUCUGUAGGUCCUCCUGGCGAAAGAGGAGUGCAAGGCCCAGAAGGUCCUAGAGGUUUCAGUGGAGCACCGGGUCCUGUAGGUCCAAACGGAAAAAACGGACAGUCUGGACCACCUGGUGAACGUGGUGCACCGGGUGAACCGGGCAGCACCGGUCCUGCGGGGGCACCAGGAGUCAUUGGACCACCUGGACCUACAGGGGAAGUUGGAGCAAUAGGAGAACCAGGACCUCCAGGUCCACCAGGUCCACCUGGUGAAGCUGGAACGCCGGGGGAAUCAGGCAAAGAAGGUCCUCCAGGUUUGCCUGGACCCGAGGGAAAACCAGGAGUGACAGGUCCCACUGGACUCCCUGGAUUUCCUGGGGAAAGAGGUCAAAGCGGAAUUCCGGGUACCCCUGGAAUGAAAGGUGACAUGGGACCUCCAGGACUUCCAGGCAGCAUAGGAGACAAAGGACAACAAGGCGAAUCGGGAAAGGACGGAUCACCAGGUCCUGAAGGCAGGCAAGGUCCACCCGGUCCUCCAGGUGCUGGAGGAGCGAAAGGAGAAAGAGGAGAGGCAGGUCCACCUGGUCCGACCGGUAGAGAUGGUUUUCCAGGUGCCAGAGGGCUUCCUGGACCACAAGGUCCUAUAGGAACUCCUGGAGAAGAUGGUGAUAAGGGAGAUUUGGGACCGCCUGGGGAGAAGGGAUUCAAGGGGUCCGCAGGAGAAGCCGGACCAGCAGGAAGUCCUGGUCCACAAGGACCCCGUGGAGAACCCGGUGCUCCAGGGCUUAACGGCGAAAAAGGACCACCGGGAGAAAUCGGCAGACAAGGAACUAAAGGCGAGGCCGGACCUCAGGGUCCCACCGGACCGGCAGGUCCUGCAGGUUUGCAAGGUUUACCGGGACCUCCAGGUGUGAAAGGUGAGCACGGAGACGUUGGUAUGAAGGGUCCUUUGGGACCACCAGGCCCUCCUGGUGAACCGGGCUUAAGGGGAGAAAAAGGAGUGGAAGGAUUGGUGGGACCUACUGGUCCCGAGGGUCCUCAGGGAAUGAAGGGAGAUUCUGGAGCGCCUGGUAUUCAGGGAACUCCUGGACUGCCUGGAAAAGAUGGAGAAAGAGGUGCUCAAGGACAGAAAGGCGAGGACGGUAAGACCGGACCUCAAGGACCCCCAGGAGGCAGAGGACUUCCCGGACCCGAAGGUCCAAAAGGCAAUGCGGGACCCCCAGGUUUUCCAGGACCACCUGGUGAACCAGGCCUGUUGGGACCCAAGGGCGAACCUGGAGCUAACGGCGAAGAUGGAAGAGCUGGAGAAGCUGGACCUGCUGGUGAGAGAGGACCACCAGGUGAGAUGGGGCCAGUAGGAGCACCAGGUAAACCGGGAAUGGAAGGACCCGCAGGAUCACAAGGAAACCCAGGACCCGCUGGAGAAAAGGGAGAUAAAGGAAUGAUCGGAGCACCCGGUUUACAAGGUAUCGUCGGGCCACAAGGAAUGCCAGGAUCCCAAGGGCUUCCAGGACUACGAGGGUCUCCAGGAUCAGCUGGAGAUAUCGGACCUCCGGGAAAUCCAGGAGCUUCAGGACCUGUUGGUAAGGUAGGAGCUGCAGGAGAGAGAGGACCUAAAGGUGACACUGGUAAACAAGGUCCCAAAGGACAUCAAGGUAACAUUGGUAUUCCGGGAGUUAAGGGAGACAUGGGAGAGAAGGGAGAAAGAGGAACUAAGGGAGAACCUGGUCCAGUUGGAUCUAAAGGUGACACGGGACCUGUUGGUCCAAUCGGUCUGAAAGGAAACGACGGUCCCCCAGGUCUACCUGGAAUGGAGGGUCCACCAGGUCCCAAAGGUUCAGACGGCCAAACCGGAAUGAAAGGAGAAAUGGGACCUUCCGGACCACCAGGACCUCCUGGACCUCCUGCAGAGAUGCCGUUGUUACCGCCGGAGAUGCUGUUCAGAAACGAGUUGGUCAGGAGAAGAAGAGAUCUUGACAGUUUGAUUAACGAAUACCAAGAAACCGUGGACUCGACCAAGAAGGAGAAUCCAGACGAAGAGGAAGAAGCACCUACCAACGAUCUGAGCAGGAAGUUCUUAGAUAUGUACAACAACAUCUACAGCAUGCGCAGUGACUUGGAAAGGUACAGGAAGCCUCUAGGGACCAAAGACAACCCCGCCAAGUCCUGCAAAGACCUUCACUUCGCCCAUCCUCAAUUCAAAGAUGGUUGGUAUUGGUUAGACCCCAAUGGUGGCAUGAUAGACGAUGCCAUCAACGUCUUCUGCAAUAUGACAGCUGACGGAGAGACCUGCGUGUAUCCAGACAGCCACAGCAGGAAUAUGCCGAACAUCCCUUGGAGCAGGGAGGGCAGUAAGAACGAUUGGUAUUCGAAUUUGAGGGGGGGAUUCAGGAUCACAUAUGAAACAACUGGCAGCGUCCAGUUAACAUUCCUCCGCUUGAGCUCUGAGAUCGGCUACCAAAAUUUCACCUACAGCUGUAUCAACAGCGUGGCUUGGUACAACGCGAACAGUAAAAAACACGACUUGGCUGUGAAAUUCAGAGGCUUCAAUGAGCAGGAAUUUUCUCACAACAAACUAAAACCGGAUGUUCUGAUGGAUGGCUGUCAGAGUAGAAAAGAGAAGAGCGAGAGCGUUUUCGAAGUUCGAACCACCAGAUUGUACCAGUUACCUCUCAUAGAUUUUUAUCCAGUGGAUUACGGUGGACAUAACCAAGCUUUUGGAUUCACUGUUGGGCCAGUUUGUUUCAAAUAGAACCCACAAGAGAUUUUGGUUAACGGUCCUUUAUUUGAAAUUGAAAUUUAUUUUUUCCAAGUGUGAUUCCUCCUGCAGUUAGACCCUAACCUCUUUUAUCUGAAAUGAGGUUAGGUUAGGUUUUCUUUCUUACUCUUUUCCUUUACAUUUAAAUCAUUCCUCAGCAAUUGAAGUUGAUGGAACUUAUUUUCGUUUUGAUUUGCAACAAGAAUUGACACAUAUCUAUAGGAACCAGUCUUUUUUAACAGAGCAAAGUGAAAAAAUUACAAAAAAAUCACUGACCUCAUUAUAUUGUCAAAUAUAAUUAUAUUGUUGUAUUAUUCAUAUUGGAUAUUGUUUUGUACGAAUGAUAUAUAUAUAUUUUAUCUUUUUUAUUUAUUGUCGGCACCUUUUUUACUAUUUAUAAAUGUUUGUAGUAUUAGAUAAUAAUGUGUUUUUAGUAUAUUUGAAAUGUAAUAUUCUCUAUUUCUUUGUGUAUAUUGUAAAUAAAUUAUGGUUUUCGUAUGUGUAUGUAAAAUAAGAGCGCAAUAAAAAA